CCUUUUUCCCCGUCUGCCAAAUGGCCACGCCGCCCGGGCAGCGACCUCAGCUGCAGCAACAACAGCAACAACAGCAGCAACAGCAGUCGCCACCGCGGCCGUCGAUCUUCCGCGACCUGCGCGAUCGUGAGCAGUCACCCAACGCCCCUGCCCGCCAGCCACCGAGCUUCCAUGGCUCAGUGCCCAUGACGGCGGGCUUCUCCGGGCCACCCGCGUCCGCAUCGUCAGCGACAUUGGCAUCAUCGCUGGCGUCCAUGACUCCAGGUGGCUACUCGAGCUACAACCAAAGCGCAGCAGCAGCAGCAGCAGCAGCAGCCAACCAUGCAGCCGCAAUGGCAGCCAUCACAGCCGCAGCCGCUGCAGCCGUCGGGCAGCUCUUCUCCAGCAGCUGCAAGGCCCAGGGCGGUGCCUGGAACAGCGCGCAGCCGCCACCUGGCCGGGCGGCGUCCUCGUUCCCGUCCUCUGCCGGUGGGAUGACCACCACUACUACUACGACUACUACUACUACAACAACAAGCCUACCAUCAUCUGCUCCUCCAGGUCAAGCGCAGUCCAUGAUGGCUGGUGGGUUUGCCGCGUCGUACUCGAGCGAUCGCCAAGCGACCAUUCCCCCGUUCCUGGGCGCUCCGAAUGCUGCUGCUGGUGCUGCUGGGGCUGCUGGUGCUGCUGGUGCUGUGCCAAUGUCGGCUGCUCAAGUCCAGAUGCAACCGCAGCAGCAGAUGCAGCUCCAAGCCAGCCGCGGCGCUCAUCCGUCCACACCGGCUGCCCCAACUGCUGCUGCUGCUGCUGCAGGUGCGAGUGCUGGAGAGCGCAAGCUCCCAGGCAAGGACGUGAUUCUCGGCCAAAUCACAAAGCUCGAGAGCGACAUUGGCGAGCUCGAGCAGCAAAUUGCAUCCCUGCGAGAGACGGACGACAAGAGCGCUCAGAGCGAAGAGGUGGCUCGAGAGCGCCUUGCACUGGAAGCCGCAUCGGAGGCAGAACGCGCUCUGCCCGCCAAAGUCCAGUCAAUCCAGGACGACGACACGCUCACAAUCGUUGAAAAGAUCUACAAGUCCAACCGCACCAUUGCCUCUGGAUCGCAAGUGUUGCCAGUCCCUGCCUACAUGCAACCGUCGGAUUUGCCGUCCUAUCGCGGCGUGAUUGAAAACCACCAUCGGGUGCGUCCACGACUGAUGGGCGCGCUGCACAUGCGUCGACAGGCCACCGAGCGCAAAGUCACCGAACUCCGAACCGAGUACGAUACGCUUCUGGCCCAAUGGCAGGAGCGUCUUCGCGUCGAGGAUUCCAAUCCAAAGAAAAUAAGUCGAGAUGCCAAAUUCCGAGAAUUUUACGAGUCCCAGUUCCCAGAAAUGUUCCAGCGAGAAAAGCGGUCUGGACGCCAGACAGAUGCAGCUCGUAGCGAUGCCGAGUUUGACCGCAUCAUGCUCAAUCUUCUUGCUGAGACCGCUGGCGACGAUCGUCACGUCAAAACACUGGCAGUCGUCACCAACAUGAUCCUGGAUCCGUACGAAAAGCAACGGCUGCGCUACGACAACCGCAAUGGCCGCAUUCUUGACAGCGUCUCCCUUGAGAAGGAGCGCAACAGGAGUAGUAGUAGCUGCUAA
Capsaspora owczarzaki ATCC 30864 is the source of this 1604-nucleotide messenger RNA. RefSeq lists its product as hypothetical. The transcript has 6 exons. Lineage: Eukaryota; Filasterea; Ministeriida; Capsasporidae. The coding region runs from base 21 to 1604 and encodes 527 amino acids. The record is from RefSeq and is a predicted model, not a curated record. Gene Ontology annotation, biological process: regulation of transcription by RNA polymerase II.